Oncorhynchus keta (chum salmon) is the source of this 4436-nucleotide messenger RNA. Its product is annotated as T-box transcription factor T-A. NCBI's taxonomy places the organism in Eukaryota, Metazoa, Chordata, Actinopteri, Salmoniformes, Salmonidae. Gene Ontology annotation, biological process: heart morphogenesis; somitogenesis; cell fate specification. The record is from RefSeq and is a predicted model, not a curated record. Gene Ontology annotation, cellular component: nucleus. The transcript has 8 exons. Bases 62 to 1333 code for a protein of 423 amino acids. Gene Ontology annotation, molecular function: RNA polymerase II cis-regulatory region sequence-specific DNA binding; DNA-binding transcription factor activity, RNA polymerase II-specific.
GUGAAUCCUAUUCUAACGGUAUAUUUCGCGGAACACCACACGAACCCAUCCUAUAGGAAAUAUGACUUCUUCAAACUCCGACCAGCGGCUGGACCACCUUCUGAGCGUGGUGGAGAGCGAGUUUCAGAAGGGGAGCGAGAAAGGAGACGCAUCGGAGAGGGAUAUUAAACUGGGACUAGAAGACGCAGAAUUAUGGACCAAGUUUAAAGAACUAACCAACGAAAUGAUCGUCACCAAGACUGGCAGGCGGAUGUUUCCAGUGCUCAGAGCGAAUGUGAGCGGCUUGGACCCCAACGCCAUGUACUCAGUCCUAUUGGACUUCGUGGCUGCAGACAACAACCGGUGGAAGUACGUAAAUGGCGAGUGGGUUCCCGGUGGCAAGCCCGAGCCACAGAGCCCUAGCUGCGUCUACAUCCACCCAGACUCGCCUAACUUCGGAGCACACUGGAUGAAAGCGCCUGUCUCAUUCAGCAAAGUCAAACUGUCCAAUAAACUCAACGGGGGAGGACAGAUCAUGCUGAACUCUCUGCACAAGUAUGAGCCCAGGAUACACAUUGUGAAGGUUGGAGGGCUCCAGAAGAUGAUCAGUAGCCAGUCUUUCCCCGAGACUCAGUUCAUCGCUGUCACUGCUUACCAGAACGAAGAGAUAACUGCGUUGAAGAUCAAACACAAUCCAUUCGCCAAAGCUUUCCUUGACGCCAAAGAGAGGAGCGACCAUAAAGACAUUCCAGACCAUGGUGGAGACAGUCAACAGUCUGGUUAUUCCCAACUUGGUGGUUGGUUCCUACCUGGUAACGGCCCUAUGUGCUCCAGCAGCAGCCCCCCUCCGUUCAGCGGGGCCCCUGGCCCCUCCUCAGGGUCUUAUUGUGAGAGGUACUCCAGCCUGAGGGGCCACAGGGCCGCCCCCUACCCCAGCCACUACCCACACCGCUCCUCCAGCUCAAACAACUACAUGGACAACUCGUCGGGUGUCCUGCCCACCCAUGACAGCUGGUCAGCCCUUCAGAUCCCAAACUCCUCUGGGAUGGGAACCCUGGCCCAUACAACCAACUCCACAUCCAACUCCAGCCAGUAUCCUAGCCUGUGGUCUGUUGCCGGGACAACCCUAACUCCUUCUGGCUCCUCCUCUGGUUCCAUUGCUGGCGGUCUGACCAGCCAGUUCCUGCGAGGCUCCUCCUACACUGGCCUGACCUCCUCCCUGCCCGUUUCCUCACCAUCCUCCAUGUACGACCCCAGCCUCAGUGAGGUGGGUGUAGGCGUGGGCGAGGCCCAGUUCGAAAGCUCCAUCGCCAGGCUCACCGCCUCCUGGGCACCUGUGGCUCAGAGCUACUGAGCACAAUGCAUCUUCCAUCAGACAUUGACUCUCCUCAAGCACCAUCCUGCCCCACAUCACCUCCCUCUCCUCUCUACUGCCUGACGAUCACCUAGGAAACCUUUGGGUUGAUGCAUUACAUGUGGACAGCAACACCUGUGAAAGGCAGAGAGUCAGCUCAGAAGAAGAUCUAUCUGAAGCAGAGAGAUGUAGGGUCCUCUCAGGCCUUGUGUUUUACCAACAUGAAAUGGUUGGUUUCUCCAUUCCAAAGACCCUAGAUUUUCUAAACCAAAGUCCAUAGGUUGCCAUUCUUAAGUUACACACUUGCUGUCUUAGUGGAAGAGGCAUGUGUUUUCCAUUGGGAGUUUACUUCACUCUGUCCAAGGUGCAAUUACAAGCCAAAGACAAUCUGACAAUACUUCCUCCACAAUCGUUCCAGUUGCUGGUGUGUUACUGUAGUCGUGUCCAUCAGUACAGACACAGGACUCAAAGACAAUCGUACACUGGCGUAAGACAAUCAGGAUCACUAGCUACCCAAAGCUAAGUUUAUGAAGUAACCCCCUCAACUUUACUAAAGGGGCCAAUCCUUACAGUGGCUUGCAAAAGUAUUCACCGCCUUGGCAUUUUUCCUAUUUUGUUGCCUUACAUCCUGGAAUUGAAAUUGAUUUUAUGGUGGGUUGUAUCAUUUGAUUCACACAACAUGCCAACCACUUUGAAGAUGCAAUUGUAUUUAUUUAUUGAAAGAAAUAAGACAAAAAAACAGAAAACUUGAGCGUGCAUAACUAUUCACCCCCCCAAAGUCAAUACUUUGUAGAGACAGCUUUUUCAGCAAUUACAGCUGCAAGUCUCUUGGGGUAUGUCUCUAUAAGCUUGGCACAUCUAGUCACUGGGAUUGUCCAUUCUUCAAGGCAAAACUGCUCCAGCUCCUUCAAGUUGAAUGGGUUCCUGCUGGUGUACAGCAAUCUUUAAGUCAUACCACAGAUUCUCAAUUGGCCAUUCCAAGACAUUUAAAUGUUUCCCCUUAACACAACCAAUUAUUGCUUUAGCAGUAUGCUUAGGGUCAUUGUCUUGCUGGAAGGUGAACCUCGUCCCAGUCUCUAAUCUCUGGAAGACUUCUGACCAGUUUCCCAGUCCCUGCUGAUGAAAAACAUCCCAAAAGCAUGAUGCUGCCACCACCAUGCUUCACUGUGGGGAUGGUGUUCUCGGGGUGAUGGGAGGUGUUGGGUUUGCGCCAGACAUAGCGUUUCCUUGAUGGCCAAAAAGCAAAAUUCUCAUCUCAUCUGACCAGAGUAGCUUCUUCCACAGGUUUGGGGAGUUUCCCACAUGUCUUUUGGCGAACACCAAACAUGUUUGCUUAUUUUAUUCUUUAAGCAAUGGCUUUUUUCUGCCCACUUUUCCCAUAAAGCCCAGCUCUGUGGAGUGAACAGCUUAAAGCGGUCCUAAGGACAGAUACUGUGGAGCUUUGCAGAUCCUUCAGGGUUAUCUUUGGUCUCUUUGUUGCCUCUGAUUUUUGCCUCCUUGCCUGGUCCGUGAAUUUUGGUGGGCGGCCCUCUCUUGGCAGGUUUGUUGUGGUGCCAUAUUCUUUCAAUUUUUUAAUUCUGGAUUUAAUGGUGCUCCGUGGGAUGUUCAAAGUUUCAGAUAUUUUUUUAUAACUUAACCCUGAUCUGUACUUCCCCACAACUUUGUCCCUGACCUGUUUGGGGAGCUCCUUGGUCUUCAUGGUGCCGCUUGCUUGGUGGUGCCUCUUGCUUAGUGGUAUUGCAGACUCUGGGGCCUUUCAGAACAGGUGUAUAUAUACUGAGAUCAUGUGACAGAUCAUGUGACACUUAGAUUACACACAGGUGGACCUUAUUUGACUAAUUAGGUGACUUGUGAAGGUAAUUGGUUGCACCAGAUGUUAUUUAGGGCUUCAUAGCAAAGGGGGUGAAUACAUAUGCACACACCACUUUCUGUUUUUUAUUUUUGAGAUUUUUUUUAAACAACUACUUUUUUUCAUUUCACUUCACCAAUUUGGACUAUUUUGUGUAUGUCCAUUACAUGAAAUCCAAAUAAAAAUCUUAUUUAAAUUACAGGUUGCCAGAAAACAAGAAAAACGCCAAGGGGGAUGAAUACUUUUGCAAGGCACUGUAUGUUUGACUGUUUAUUGUUACAAUUAGUGUUAUUAUUAUGAUACAGAUAAAUAAAAUUAAAUAAUAUUGGUGAUCUAACAUUAAAAAAUGUAUAUGUGUGUAUAUAUAAUAUACUGAACAAAAAUAUAAAUGCAACAUGUAACAAUUUCAACGAUUUUACUGAGUCACAUUUCAUCGGAGGAAAUCAGUCAAUUGAAAUCAAUUCAAUAGGCCAUAAUCUAUGAAUUUCACAUGACUUGGCAGGGGCGCCAAUCAGAAUGAGUUUUUCUCCACAAAAAGUCUUUAAUACAGAUAGAAAUACCCCUCAGUUUCAUCAGCUGUCCAGGUGGCUGGUCUCAGACGAUCCUGCAGGUGAAGAAGCCGGAAGUGGAGGCCCUGGACUGGUGUGGUUCCUUGUAGUCUGUAUUUGUGAGGCCGGUUGGAUGUACUGCCAAAUUCUCUAAAACGACAUUGGAGGCGGCUUAUGGUAGAUAUGUGAACAUUCAAUUCUCUGGCCACAGCUCUGGUGGAGAAUCCUGCAGUCAGCAUGCCAAUUGCCCGCUCCAUCAAGACAUCUGUGGCGAUGUGUUGUUUGACAAAACUGCACAUUUUAGAGUGGCCUUUAAUUGUCCCCAGCACAUGGUGCACCUGUGUAAUGAUCAUGCUGUUUAAUCAGCUUCUUGAUAUGCAACACCUGUCAGGUGGAAGGAUUAUCCUUGUGCACAACAUUUGACAGAAAUCAUCUUUUUGUGCGUAUGGAACAUUUCUGGGAUUUUUAAAUAGAGCUCAUGAAACAUGGGACCAACACUUUACAUAUUGCAUUCAUAUUUUUGUUAAGUAUAAAUUAACGUCCAUUUUCAUUCUUAGCCAUUUACAUGUAACUGUUUUGGAUCCAGUGUCAGUGUGUUGCUUUUCGUGGCCUGAAGGAAAAUGAGAAAAGAAAGAAAGUUCCCUGUAUCGUCCCACAGCAGCCAAGGAGAAAGAACAGAUAUAUCUCCUCCUUUGCUCUGUGUACA